Molecule: messenger RNA, 2088 nt
Organism: Humulus lupulus (European hop)
Lineage: Eukaryota; Viridiplantae; Streptophyta; Magnoliopsida; Rosales; Cannabaceae
Product: F-box protein At1g47056-like
Exons: 1
Coding region: 272-1894 (540 amino acids)
Biological process (GO): SCF-dependent proteasomal ubiquitin-dependent protein catabolic process
Cellular component (GO): SCF ubiquitin ligase complex
Molecular function (GO): protein binding
Source: RefSeq, a predicted model, not a curated record
AUCUAGGCCACAGAACGAGAAGGGUGCAUGAUACACAUGAAGAAGCGCUGACCUAAUAUUUACCCAAGUUUACAAAAACCCAAAAUGCAAUUUAAUUUCAAGUCCGUCUUUGAAGUCUAAAAUUUUCGGGGAUAACAGGUCUAGAGGUAGUCUCUCUCUCAGAUGAUGCGAGUGUCUUAAAGAUUUUUCCCUGCGGAGGUGCCUAAGAUAAGAAAGCUGAGGUGGCGAGCCCUAAUCGUUCAUUGAUAAGUCGUUGUCGUCGUCGUCGCGGAUGGGCCAAUCAUCUUCGACGGCCGCAGUCCCCAGCUGCCGUGAUAAUAACUACAGCCAUCGAUUGAAGGUCAAACCAACGGCCCUGAUCACCCCGAUGCAGGCUGAAGAAACCGAUGACUGGCAAGGAACUAUCGAUGGUUUCGCCGAUUAUAUCUCCGAUCUACCCGACGAGUGCUUGGCUGUUAUUUUUCAGUCUCUUGGUUCCGGUGAUCGGAAACGCUGCUCGCUUGUUUGCCGGAGGUGGUUGAAAAUCGAGGGACAGAGCCGUCACCGGCUCUCUCUCAACGCCCAAGCAGAUCUCUUCCCCAUGAUCCCUUCCCUCUUUGACCGAUUCGACGCGGUUACCAAACUCGCUCUGAAAUGUGACCGCAGAUCCGUGAGCAUCAGAGACGACGGGCUCCUCCUCAUCUCUCUCCGCUGCCGUAACCUUACGCGCCUCAAACUCCGCGCCUGCCGCGAAUUGACGGACGCUGGUAUGGCAGCCUUCGCGAAGAACUGCAAGGGUUUGAAGAAGCUUUCGUGCGGAUCGUGCACGUUCGGAGCAAAAGGAAUGAACGCAGUGCUUGAUCAUUGUUCGUCUCUAGAGGAGUUAUCGGUGAAGAGGCUCCGCGGAAUUACUGAUGUAGCUGCGGCGGAGCCGAUUGGGCCCGGCUUAGCAGCCGCUUCUCUGAAAACAAUUUGCUUGAAGGAGCUUUACAAUGGACAGUGUUUUGGACCUCUGAUUAUUGGUGCGAAGAAACUACGAACAUUGAAGCUUUUCAGGUGCUCAGGGGAUUGGGAUAAACUCCUCCAACUGAUCGCCGAUCGAGUCUCCGGAAUGGUUGAGAUUCAUCUGGAGAGGCUUCAAGUGAGUGAUUAUGGUCUCUCUGCAAUUUCAAGUUCUUUGGAUCUGGAAAUUUUGCAUCUCGUCAAAACCCCGGAAUGCACAAAUAAUGGUCUGGUUUCGGUUGCGGAGCGGUGCAAGCUGUUAAGGAAGCUUCACAUUGAUGGUUGGAAGGCUAAUCGUAUAGGUGAUGAGGGCUUGGUUGCUAUUGCAAAAUAUUGCCCUAAUCUUCAAGAAUUAGUUUUAAUUGGUGUGAACCCUACUAAAGUGAGCUUGGAAAUGUUGGCUUCGAAUUGCCAAAAUUUGGAGAGGUUGGCAUUAUGCGGAAGCGAUACCGUGGGCGAUGCUGAGAUUUCGUGCAUUGCCGCAAAGUGUGUGGCAUUGAAGAAGCUUUGCAUUAAGAGCUGCCCUGUUUCGGAUAGUGGAUUGGAGGCAUUGGCGAGUGGGUGUCCCAAUUUGGUGAAAGUGAAGGUGAAGAAGUGUAGAGGAGUAACCCCUGAUGGGGCGGAUUUGUUGAGAACACGCAGGGUUUCUCUGGCCGUGAAUUUAGAUACUGGUGAACCUGAACAUCAAGACGCUAGUGCCAGUGAUGGCGGGGCACAAGACAACGCUAUUGAAUUGCCUCCUGUAGGAGGUGGUGGCGGCGGGGGCAGCAGCCAAAUAUAUGCUGCUCAACUCGGAUCAAGUAGAUCAACGUCCUUCAAGUCAAGGUUAGGCCUUUUGUCUGGAAGGAGUUUUGUGGCCUGCACCUUAAGAAGGUUGUCCGGCGGUAAUAGCAGUUCUCGUGGUAAUAGCUAAUGCAUUAAACAACAUUUGCAACACUUCAAAAAAAACAAAGAAAAAAAAGGGAAAAGUCCUAGUUAUUGUUCAUUGUUUGUGAUGUAUUAUUUGGAUUCUGACUUUUGUGUACUUAAUUUGGUGCUGUGUGUUUCUUUAUUCCCUUUUGAAUUGAAUCUUCACGGUUGAAAGAGAUGACACCCCUUCUUUUACAA